Messenger RNA from Anneissia japonica, 2948 nucleotides. RefSeq lists its product as uncharacterized. The transcript is spliced from 4 exons. The record is from RefSeq and is a predicted model, not a curated record. Gene Ontology annotation, molecular function: protein binding. NCBI's taxonomy places the organism in Eukaryota, Metazoa, Echinodermata, Crinoidea, Comatulida, Comatulidae. Bases 479 to 1390 code for a protein of 303 amino acids.
AAGUGUUGGCUCAUUUCUCGAGAUCUUUUUAGUGGUACAUCCGAACUUGCGCUGUAAAUCCAAUGAAGCGUAUCAUACAAGCGAUAUGUAAACAACCCACAGACACGCAUAUACGUAUACAGAAUUAGUGCGGAAUAAAGGUUUAUUCCCUUGACUAUUCGAUGACCGAUCGAUGAAAUAGUGUCGACCUAAGCAACUUGUGGUGUAUCGAUAUGUAAGUGCUACAAGAUGCGAACAAGCACCGAUACUUGAUGUUUGGAUGAGUAUAAGACGCGAGAUAAAAAGAGGAGUACGACAACAACCGCGACGAGAGCGGCCAGCCAGCCUCCAUCGCAUCGCCGUUCUCUUCGUCUUCAUUGUCUUCAUCAUCGAUGAACAUUAAUCUUCUCGUUCUUAGGUCUACGCUCGUUCAUCGUUACGUAUUUCACAAUCCAAGAAUGGUUGAUUCUAAUAUCUUGUGGAUUUCAAAAUACCGACGAUGAACCCACCGAGUUGGCUGUUGCCCGUGUACAUGCUCUUAUUACCUCUUCUUGUCCCGUACACCUUCAGCUACGAAAUCCUAAACAUUGAGGAUUAUUGUGAUGAGGAAAGCUAUGUGAAGCUCACCCAACACGACGGCAUGAUCAAGUUUACUGCACCCGCAAAGACACUUGUUCCCGCCAAUGGUAUCGGUUCUUGCGAUAUUACAUUCAAAGCACCAACCGGAAUGCAGAUAUAUCUCCAAUUCGAUACGCUAUACGCAUUGGCGGGAGAUUUAAAAGAAUGUGACUCCACGUGGGUGUCACUGAUUGGAGGAAAAGUGCCCGAUUUUUCCAACUUGCUUACUCCUCGGGAAGGACUGUGUGGAAACUACACGUCGCAAGUACCUGGUCCGUACACAACUUCAGGGAACUAUUUAAGAAUUAUUCUAAGACGAACAGUUCGCAAAGAUUUUGGACCGUUAAAAUUACGGAUACUUUUCAGCCUGUUUUGGGAUACGAAAUCACAAAUUGCUAAUAGACCUAGCUGUUAUGUAUGCGAUAACGGAACGAAGUGUAUCGACUACUGCCUACGGUGCAAUGAACGCAAGAACUGUCAGGAUAUGAGUGACGAAGAUUUGUCUCUAUGCGAUACAUUACGUGGAAACAACCCUCUGGAUUCAGUCACCACCUCACAAAUAGUUGCAAUAGUGUUUUCUAUCGGUGUUACUCUAAUAGUUUUAGCAGCUCUCCUCGCUUUCAAUACGAACGUUUUUCGCCUUCCGAAUCGCUGUCGGAAUUCACCAGACGAAAUGUCACCCAUGACGACCACCUCAAGUAUUGGCCGUCGUUUAGCAAUUCGAAGUUGUAGUAGCAACGAAGGUGGCUUUUGUUUUGGCAUUCAACGACCGCUGUAUGUUUCAAACGUUUAACCGGGCCGAUUAAGAAUAAAAACACGUAGAUUAGCAACAUGAGCGCCAAUACGCCCAGCUUGCGACAUCCAUUAAUGUUUCUACGACGAUUACUACGAGUGAAAUUUGUUCGUUCCGAUAUUAAACCUAAGACUAUGAUGCUAAUGAAACUUUGUGCCUUGAUGAGAAAUUGAGCUCAUUUGUCACGAACGACAGCAGAUUCAGAAACUUUUUUUAUGCUCACUUAAAGCAGUUCAUUUGCUCGCACUGUACAAGUAUUGAUGACUGAGACUGUAUAUUAUAUGCAAAUGAGAUUACGCGCUGCUCCCCACAGCCAACCAAGUACUGAGAGCUCGGAAUGUUGACGUUUAAAACGGACAGAAUAAUGACAGAACUCGAAAUUAAUGUUGACAUCAAUUAAGAGAGGGAGUCAGUUUAAGAGAGAGCCGCUUUAAUGCGAACGACGAUGACGGAGAAACAAAGCACAUUUGUAAGAUAAGCUACUGUUUGAUUAACUGAAAUAUUCAGCAAAUCAUUAAGCAUUUAUGUAGUGCUUUAAAGAACAAAACAGAAUAAAAAUACAGAUAUAAUUAUUAUAAAGCAUAUUGAUACCAAAGAUUGAGAAGUUGAUUAUGUACAGUAGGCCUAUUUAUUUUAUUUUUCUUUAGGUAUGUGUACAGCAAAUAUGUUCGAUAUUAGAAUUAUUUAAUUACAAUACUGGUAUUGAAUAUAGUGGUUUAAUGAAAUGUGGUAAAUUAAACAACCACAAUUCAAUAUGGUUUUUGAGAGACAGUGAAUCACCGAUUGACAAGUUAAUGUUUAAAACAACAAACCGGGGAGGUCUCUGUUUGCAUCCAUAAAUAAUUGAUUUUAUUUAAGAAGUUAAGGCAUUAACCGCUCGAUCUACACUAUCAAAUUUCCACAUUGUCAAUUUUGAGAAAAUUUUACCAUAUAUAGGCAUGAUUAUGUCAUAAUAUACCUAAAUAUGGGCAAAUUACAGGUGUAACAAACAUUUACAGUGUGGACAAUUAAGUAUGAAGCUUCAGCCAGUGGGAUUUGGUGAAUGUGUACCCGUUUUGCAUGUGACGCAAAUGAAUUGGUAGUAUUAUAGGUAUUUUAGUGAUGUGACAUUGAUGUUAAAUCACAUUGACUUUGAAUAAGAAAGUCCAUCAAUUGGCAUUACAUGUUGAUAGGUUGGAUGAGAACUCGCUUGUGUUUUUGCAAAUUAGUACAAUGGGUAAUAUGCCGGUUAAUGAUGAUGGUACCCAUAGCAAAAGAACAUUCGUUUAAAUUAUUUAUUAGUUGAAUCAUUACAGUAAUAAGGGAAGUGUCAUAAUUCAUGAACAUUACCAGAACAUGGAGGAGUUUAAUGAAUGACCUAUCCUCAAAAUGACAUUCCUAAAACAGUAUCACUAAUAAAUGGUUCUUUAUAUUCCCGAGGCAUUAUCGUUCGUCCCUACAUCACUAUAGAGGGCAGGCUACACGAACUGCCAAGUUCUCAAGGCAUCUCGUCAGCAGAAAUGUUCAUUUUUAAAAUAUUCUGUUUCUUGAGCUAAAAAAUAAAAUCAAAAUUAUUAUA